This is a messenger RNA of Pichia kudriavzevii, 729 nucleotides long. RefSeq lists its product as uncharacterized. Gene Ontology annotation, biological process: translation. Gene Ontology annotation, molecular function: structural constituent of ribosome; RNA binding. The record is from RefSeq and is a predicted model, not a curated record. The transcript has a single exon. NCBI's taxonomy places the organism in Eukaryota, Fungi, Ascomycota, Pichiomycetes, Pichiales, Pichiaceae. Gene Ontology annotation, cellular component: cytosolic small ribosomal subunit; ribosome. The coding region runs from base 1 to 729 and encodes 242 amino acids.
AUGUCUGGUGCAGCUCCACAAAACAACAGAGGUCCAAGAAGAAACGGUCCAAGAAGAAACAACAGACAAGGUCCUGAAGAAAAGGCUUGGGUUCCAGUCACCAAGUUAGGUAGACUUGUUGCUUCUGGUAAGAUCACUUCCAUUGAACAAAUCUACACUUACGCUUUACCAAUCAAGGAAUACCAAAUUGUCGACAAGUUAUUACCAAACUUACAAGAAAAGGUCAUGGCUGUCUUGUCUGUUCAAAAGCAAACUAGAGCAGGUCAAAGAACCAGAAUGAAGGUUGUUAUGGUUCUUGGUGAUGGUAACGGUCACGUUGGUUUAGGUGUUAAGGCAGCAAAGGAAUUAGCUAACGCAAUCAGAGGUGCUAUUAUCAUUGCUAAGUUAUCUAUCAUUCCAGUCAGAAGAGGUUACUGGGGUUCCAACUUGGGUGCUCCACAUACCAUUGCACAAAAGACUUCUGGUAAGUGUGGUUCCGUUAACGUUAGAUUGAUCCCAGCUCCAAGAGGUUCUGGUAUUGUCGCUUCUCCAAACGUUAAGCAAUUAUUGCAAUUUGCUGGUAUUGAAGAUAUCUACACCACCUCCUCUGGUUCUACCAGAACUGCAGAAAAUACCUUAAAGGCAACCUUUGCAGCUAUUGGUAACACCUACGGUUUCUUAACUCCAAACUUCUGGGCUGAUCACGCUUUACAAGCUUCCCCAUUAGACCUUUACGUUGAAAAGAAAUAA